UGUGUCUGAGGCUGCCCCUUCUCCAUGGCUUUGCUGACCGAAGAGGGCAGCCUUUGGUUGAGAGAAGGGUAAAAAAGAAAGCUAAAAUAAAACACAUUCCCGUUGCUCCAUCAUGAAGAGAGACCCUUAACACUGACUCACUCAUUCUCUCUCUCUUUCUCUCUGCACUUUAGACUCUUCAAAUUCGAUACUUUGCUGUUUUUUACAGAGAACGAGAAGCUCUAUGGGCUUUAUAUCUCUCUAAAACUUUCUCUCUCUGCAUUGUCUUCUUCUACUUCAAGAAUCUCUCCCCAUUUCUUCUUCUUUUGGGUCUCUUUGGGUUUGAUCUUCUUAACUGUUUGUUGAACUGGGUGUGUUUGGUUUUUGUGGGAAAACCUAAGAUUUUGGCUGGAGAAUCCUUGUCCAUUUUGGAUUUUGAUGGGUUUUUUGAGGAUUUGAGGCGAAACCCACAGAUUCUGAGUGGGGGAAAGAGUUGUAGUGGAGCUGUAUGAAUUAGUGCUGGAACAAUGAGAGAUGAGAAUUCUAAGAACAGCAAGCUCUCAUGGUCCAAGAAAAUGGUCAGAAAAUGGUUCAAUAUUAGGUGCAAAAGCGAUGAUUUUCAAGCGGAUGAUGUUGCUUAUAGAGGAGGUGAAAUGGAUUACAGAAGCAGCAGCUUCUCAGAGAGAGAACCAUGCACCAUCAAGAAAAGCAAGACAGAGAAAUUCAGCAAAAACGGCGAGCAGGGGCGGCGAGGGAAGAUGAAUCUUGACCAUCCUCGUAUUAUAGAUGUCCAAAACUAUAGCAUUUUUGUUGCUACAUGGAACGUGGCUGGAAGAUCUCCCCCUAACAAUCUAAAUCUGGAUGAUUGGCUUCAUUCUUCACCCCCUGCUGAUAUCUAUGUUCUUGGGUUUCAGGAGAUAGUGCCAUUGAAUGCUGGUAAUAUACUGGGAGCUGAAGACAAUGGCCCUGCUAAGAAAUGGCAGGCUCUCAUUCGAAAGACUCUUAACAAUCUCCCAGGAACUAGCGGUGGUAAUGCAUGUUAUACCCCUUCUCCAAUUCCAAAGCCCAUUGUGGAAAUAAAUGCAGAUUUUGAAGGGUCUGCUAGGCAGAAGAAUUCGUCGUUCUUCCAUCGCCGAUCGUUUCAAACAACCAACAGCUGGAGAAUGGACGAUCCAUCAAUACCACAGCCACGACUUGAUCGAAGAUUCAGUGUUUGUGACCGUGUUAUCUUUGGUCAUCGGUCGAGUGAUUUUGAUCCUAACUUUAGAUGGGGCCAUAGACCAAGUGACUACUCAAGAUCAAGUGACUAUUCCAGGUCCAGUGACUUUUGCAGACCAAGUGACUACUCUAGACCAAGUGACUUUUGCAGGCCGAGUGACUACUCAAGGCCUAGCGACUGCUCACGAUGGGGUUCGUCGGAUGAUGAUAACGUUCCGUGGGAGUCACCGAGCACUGUUUUGUUUUCGCCAAUGUCCCAUGGUGGUUCUUCAUCUCAGGAUGGUGGAUAUAGAAUGCCAGGACAUUCAAGAUAUUGCUUGGUUGCAAGCAAGCAAAUGGUUGGCAUAUUUCUCACCAUAUGGGUUAAAAGUGACUUGAGGGAUCAUGUCCGAAACAUGAAAGUUUCUUCUGUUGGUAGAGGAUUGAUGGGCUACCUUGGGAAUAAGGGAUCAAUUUCUAUCAGCAUGUCAUUGCAUCAGACAAGUUUUUGCUUCAUUUGUACUCACUUAACAUCAGGAGAGAAAGAAGGCGACGAGCUUCGAAGAAACUCAGACGUGAUGGAGAUACUUAAGAAGACGAGGUUCCCACGAGUGCACGGUGCAAGCAGUGACGAGAAAUCCCCAGAAACAAUCCUUGAGCAUGAUCGAGUUAUUUGGCUCGGGGAUUUAAACUAUCGGAUCGCUCUUUCGUACCGGUCUGCCAAGGCACUCGUUGAGAUGCAAAACUGGAGGGGAUUGCUUGAGAAGGAUCAGUUACGAAUAGAACAAAGACGUGGGCGUGUCUUUGCUGGAUGGAACGAAGGAAAGAUUUACUUUCCUCCGACGUACAAGUAUUCGACUAAUUCAGAUCGAUAUGCAGGGGAGGGCAAUCACCCAAAAGAGAAACGUCGUAAACCCGCUUGGUGCGAUCGGAUAUUGUGGCAUGGGGAAGGCCUCCAUCAGUUAUCUUACGUUCGUGGAGAGUCAAGGUUCUCAGAUCAUAGACCGGUUUAUGGAGUGUUUUGGGCCGAGGUUGAGUCGAGCCGAGGGAGAUUAAAGAAAAGCAUGAGUUAUUCUAGUUCCAAGAUUGAGGUCGAGGAGCUUCUCCCAUACGCACAUGGAUACACUGAGCUGAACUUUUUCUGAAAGUGAGAUCAUAUGGCUACACAAUGCAGCCAUAAAUAAAGUGAGGCCUGUGGAAUCACUUAAAAGUAAGCUACCCCCCCACAUUUCCCCAACCUUUAUAGCUAAGCCAUUCUGGCCUAUCUUUUUUCGCCUGACCCGAAACUUUGUAUGUCGUAAUCCUCGAAAAUUUUCGAACAAGAUUCCUCCCGAAACUAGAUUAGGAUUUGUUUGAGUCUCCUUUACAAAGCUUUGUUCCACUCUUCCAUAAUUCAACCCUCAAGAAAGCUAUCUGAUUUGACUGCAAAUCUGGUCCCAGAUGGUGGUGGAGCUCAUCCUUGAAGGUCGAUCGAGACGUUUCAUAGCCCAUAGCCCGAAAAAGUCCUCAUUCCUUCCUUCCCAACACAUUGUGCCUUUGAUCAUCACAUCUUCUUAGCUGCAUAAUUCGGUCUCGUAAUCGACGACGCUUAGCUUUCAGGAUUGGAAAACAGUCAUUGAGUAAAAUUCUUUUCCUCCCUUCAUUUCUUCAUUCUUUCUCUGUCUAGGAAUACACAUUGGUUGCUAAAUACAAGUGAAUGAUACUCAUUACCAUAGUGAUGUAAAAGAGGUGAAAACCUCCACAAGAAAAGUUAAUGAAAAAGAUCAUUUAUUACAGUGUGUGAA
Molecule: messenger RNA, 2960 nt
Organism: Cucurbita moschata (crookneck pumpkin)
Lineage: Eukaryota; Viridiplantae; Streptophyta; Magnoliopsida; Cucurbitales; Cucurbitaceae
Product: type IV inositol polyphosphate 5-phosphatase 7-like
Exons: 12
Coding region: 507-2321 (604 amino acids)
Biological process (GO): phosphatidylinositol dephosphorylation
Molecular function (GO): inositol-polyphosphate 5-phosphatase activity; phosphatidylinositol-4,5-bisphosphate 5-phosphatase activity; phosphatidylinositol-3,4,5-trisphosphate 5-phosphatase activity
Source: RefSeq, a predicted model, not a curated record